Molecule: messenger RNA, 264 nt
Organism: Linum trigynum
Lineage: Eukaryota; Viridiplantae; Streptophyta; Magnoliopsida; Malpighiales; Linaceae
Source: the annotation of a GenBank genome assembly
AUGGGAACUUGUACAUCGGCGAAAGAUUCAGUGGCGCCCGGAGGAGACUCGGCGGCCGGCGGGUGCUUGCCUGGGUCUGGGUCACUGGGUGGGAUUGCGGGAGGCGGAGAGGCAGAGACUGGUGCCUGGUGGCGAGCAGCGAGGGUGAGGUUCGAGUCGAGAGGAAGACGAAGUAGCCUCUCUCAGGUCGGGCCGUCGACAUCGCCGUGCUCGGGCAUUGGAGGUGGAAAUCUAAUCGGCAUUCGGUGCAAGUGCGUCGGAUAG